AUGUCGACCCGCCGCAUUGUGUCCAAGGGAAAGCUACUCCAGAGCUUGACGCUUCGGCCUGCAGCUCCAGUCGCCGCUCGAUUUACCAGAAUGCCGCAAAACCCCAAUGCGGGCCAGCAGGCCGUCCGACGGCUACACGCCACAACUCGACACUUGCAAGGUACCACUUCCGCCGCGACGACAGCGACCGAAUACCCAACGACCCACGAGAAAGUGCAACAGCCAUUGAACACCCAGAACUUCAUCGAUAACAAGUUCAUCGACUCUCAGGCUACACAAUGGAUUGAUCUACACGACCCGUCCACAAACAACCUCGUUACCCGCGUGCCGCAGUCCACAGAUGAAGAGCUGAAGGCGGCAGUAGACAGCGCCGAGAAGGCAUUCCCAGCAUGGAAGGCGACCAGUGUGCUGCACAGGCAACAGCUCAUGUUCAAGUAUGUGGCGCUGAUCAGAGAGAACUGGGACCGCUUGGCCGCGAGCAUCACGCUCGAGCAAGGCAAGACUUUCGCAGACGCCAAGGGUGAUGUCCUUCGUGGUCUGCAAGUAGCAGAGAACGCAUGCGGAAUUACCACACAAAUCACUGGUGAGGUGCUUGAAGUGGCCAAGGACAUGGAGACUCGUUCGUACCGGGAGCCACUGGGCAUUGUGGCAGCCAUUUGCCCCUUCAACUUCCCAGCCAUGAUUCCACUUUGGACUAUCCCCAUUGCCGCCAUUUCUGGUAACACUGUUAUCAUCAAGCCUUCAGAGCGCGACCCAGGUGCCACCAUGAUCCUCGCGGAGCUCGCGGAGAAGGCUGGCUUCCCACCUGGAGUGAUCAACAUCAUUCACGGUGCAGCCAAGACUGUUGACUUCAUCAUCGACGAGCCACGUAUCAAGGCCAUUUCCUUCGUCGGAUCCAACAAGGCUGGCGAGUACAUCUUCAGCCGUGGCAGUGCACAAGGCAAGCGUGUCCAGGCCAACUUGGGCGCCAAGAACCACGCCGCUGUCCUACCUGACUGCAACAAGAACGCCACACUGAAUGCCAUCGCUGGUGCUGCGUUCGGUGCCGCGGGCCAGAGAUGUAUGGCACUUUCCACACUUGUCUUCGUGGGCGAGACCAAGGACUGGGCUCCUGAAAUCGCCGAGCGUGCAAAGGCUCUCAGCAUGAACGGCGGUUUCGAGGAGGGCGCAGAUCUUGGUCCAGUCAUCUCUCCACAGGCAAAGGAGAGGAUCGAGGGCCUCAUUGCGUCUGCUGAGAAGGAAGGUGCUACCAUUGUACUUGAUGGUCGCGGAGCAAAGCCAAAGGAUGCCAAAUACGCCAAUGGCAACUGGGUUGGACCAACUAUCAUCGCGAACGUGACCAAGGACAUGCAAUGCUACAAGGAGGAGAUUUUCGGUCCUGUCCUCGUCUGCUUGAACGUGCCAACCCUUGACGAUGCGAUCAAGCUCAUCAACGACAAUGAAUACGGCAACGGAACCGCUAUCUUCACCGCAUCUGGCGCCACAGCUGGCAAGUUCCAGAAAGAGAUCGAGGCCGGGCAAGUCGGUAUCAACGUACCGAUUCCAGUGCCGUUGCCAAUGUUCAGCUUCACAGGAAACAAGAAGUCGGUUGCAGGAGGAGGCGCAAACACUUUCUACGGCAAGCCAGGCUUGAACUUCUACACACAACUCAAGACUGUGACAAGUCUUUGGAGAAGCGAGGACGCUAUUAGCACAAGGGCGACUGUGAAUAUGCCUACUCAGUCGUAA
Molecule: messenger RNA, 1728 nt
Organism: Cercospora beticola
Lineage: Eukaryota; Fungi; Ascomycota; Dothideomycetes; Mycosphaerellales; Mycosphaerellaceae
Product: CoA-acylating methylmalonate-semialdehyde dehydrogenase
Biological process (GO): L-valine catabolic process; thymine catabolic process
Cellular component (GO): mitochondrion
Molecular function (GO): methylmalonate-semialdehyde dehydrogenase (acylating, NAD+) activity; malonate-semialdehyde dehydrogenase (acetylating, [NAD(P)+]) activity
Source: RefSeq, a predicted model, not a curated record